This is a messenger RNA of Telopea speciosissima, 1466 nucleotides long. RefSeq names its product lipoyl synthase, chloroplastic-like. Bases 134 to 1306 code for a protein of 390 amino acids. Gene Ontology annotation, molecular function: lipoate synthase activity; 4 iron, 4 sulfur cluster binding. NCBI's taxonomy places the organism in Eukaryota, Viridiplantae, Streptophyta, Magnoliopsida, Proteales, Proteaceae. The transcript is spliced from 8 exons. Gene Ontology annotation, biological process: lipoate biosynthetic process. The record is from RefSeq and is a predicted model, not a curated record. Gene Ontology annotation, cellular component: mitochondrion; chloroplast.
UUUUUCUUUUCCGACAAAUGUUAUAUUUUCUGUUCUUCGUGAAUUCCGCAAUUAAAUCUCAAAUGGCGUUGUCUGUAUGAGUUCAUCAAUCCAUGACUGAUACUCUUCCCUUGUUUCAGUCUAUCUAUUAAAAAUGAUUCAUCAAUCAAUUUCAAAUCCUUCCAUCUCUUCAAUCUCUUCAAUCCCAGCUUCAAAACUCAGAUCCAUAGAUUUCUAUUAUCGGCCGAGAAUUCGAUCGGAAGCCGUUGAUUCUAGGAAGAAGCUCGAUUCUGAGCUCUCAUCUUCUUCUUCUUCGAAGACGAUAUCGUCGCCUUCGAAGCUAUUUGAAUCUAAUGGGGCUUCGUCAAAGGGUCCGUAUCCUGGAGGAAUGGGGCCGUACACAGGCAGAGAUCCCAACGUGAAGAAGCCGGAAUGGUUGCGACAGAAGGCACCGCAGGGGGAGAAGUUUCAGGAGGUUAAAGACUCUUUGUCAAGGUUGAAGCUCAACACUGUUUGUGAAGAAGCACAAUGCCCCAAUAUUGGAGAGUGCUGGAAUGGAGGUGGAGAUGGUAUUGCAACUGCAACAAUAAUGCUUUUAGGAGAUACUUGCACCCGUGGCUGUAGGUUUUGUGCUGUGAAAACCAGCAGGAACCCAGCUCCACCUGACCCAAUGGAACCAGAGAACACUGCUAAGGCUAUUGCAAGCUGGGGUGUGGACUAUAUUGUUCUGACAAGUGUUGAUCGUGAUGAUAUACCUGAUGGAGGAAGUGAUCAUUUUGCUCAGACAGUCAAAGCAAUGAAGAAGCUCAAGCCUGAGAUUAUGGUCGAGUGUUUGACUUCUGAUUUCCGGGGUGAUUUAAAUGCCGUAACAACUCUGGUACAUUCAGGGUUGGAUGUGUUUGCCCACAACAUUGAAACUGUGAAACGGCUGCAGCGAAUUGUCAGAGAUCCUCGAGCAGGGUAUGAGCAGAGUUUAUCUGUUCUGAAACAUGCAAAGCUCUGCAAGGAGGGAAUGAUAACAAAAUCUUCAAUAAUGUUGGGUCUUGGUGAAUCAGAUGAGGAGCUGAAGGAAGCCAUGGCUGAUUUAAGAGCCAUAGAUGUUGAUAUCUUGACACUUGGACAGUAUUUACAGCCAACUCCAUUGCACUUGACUGUCAAGGAGUAUGUCACUCCUGAGAAGUUUGCUUUCUGGAAAGAGUAUGGAGAAUCAAUCGGUUUCCGUUAUGUAGCCAGUGGGCCCUUGGUUCGAUCCUCAUAUCGGGCAGGCGAGCUCUUUGUUAAGACCAUGGUGAGAGAAAUGUCCAAAAUCAGUUCAAGCAGGUCCUAGUGCUUCUGACAAUGGUUUCCAUGAAUGUUGCACAUCAAGAAGGCUAGAUGUUAGGAACUGAGGGUGUAAGAAGCUGCAAAGGUGGCAAUCUGGAGCUGAUUUGGCCAUAAUCAUUGUAAGAUCUGAGGAAUGUUAAGAAGGGUACUAAAAUUUUGUUGUA